AUCCUCGCAGACUUGACGCUUCUCCUCUUCGGAUAACUCUGACAGAUGACGGUGGAAAGUUUCUUCAGAUCGACCUGAAGGUCAGUGCAGUGACAUCAAAUGGAUUCUGCUGGACAAGAACUUCAAACUGAAGCUCAAUCCCAGAAACCUGUUGAGUGUAAAACAUCAAUGGAUAAAUAUUCAGAAUUUAAGAACCAGAGUUCUCAGCAAGAACACAAGAUGGACGCUGCUGAACCAGAACCUCAAGCCAAAGCUGGAUUCAAGUGUUUGCUCAAGCGAAAAAUAUCGAUGGACAGAGACGUCGACUACAAACAAACACAUCAACCAGCCCUGCUCUGAGAUCCUCACGGAUCAAUCUGUCCCUCUGCACCAAAAACAUCUGGAUUCCAUAUUUGUGCUUAUAAAUGUUGAUACAGUUUUCUGUAUCAACAUUAUAAUGUUCUAGGAUCUGGAUCAGUUCUGCCUCAGUUAAGCUGUGGAUGUUUGUGUUCCGGCAUCAGGGGGAAAAAAUUGUCCAGUUUGAGAAAAACUAGUUGAGAAAAAUUCAAAAGGUUCUGACAGAAGACGGCCCAGGAUGCUUAACGAGCCAGAAUGAGACAGAUGAGGGUGGAAACAGCAAAAAUCUCUUCCUGAACAUGACCCUGAACCUCUUGAGGGGAAUGAAGGAGGAGGAGCUGGCUGACAAUCUACAAAAGAAAACUCUUUGCACCGAUAGCAGAGGAGAAAUCAAGUCUAAAUUGAAGAAAAGGUUCCAGAAUGUAUUUGAAGAGCUUGCAAAAGCAGAAGAACAGUGAUGACCAGAGGAGCAGCCGGCAUUGGAAAAACUGUCCUAACACAAAGUUUCGUCUUGAACUGGGCUGAGGAUAAAGCCAGCCAGGACAUCCAGUUCAUGUUUCCCUUUAACUUCAGAGAGCUGAAUCUGCUGAAGGAGAAGCAGUUCAGCUUGGUAGAGCUUCUUUAUCACCGCUUUUCUGAAUUCAAAGAAGCAGAAAUUAGCAGAUUUGAAGACUCCCAGGUUCUGUUCAUCUUUGAUGGCUUGGAUGAGAGUAGACUUCUGCUGGACUUCAGCAACAGUGAGAUUCUGACCGACGUGACAGAGUCCAGCUCUCUAGAUGUUCUGCUGACAAACCUGAUCAGGGGGAAACUGCUUCCCUCCGCUUGCCUCUGGAUAACCACAUGGCCUGCAGCAGCCAAUCAGAUCCCUGCUGAGUGUAUUGAUCUGAUGACAGAGAUCCGAGGAUUCACCGACCCUCAGAAAGAGGAGUACUUCCAGAAGACGUUAAAAAAUGAAAGACAAGCCACAAAAAUCAUCUCCCAUAUCAAGAACUCACAAAGCCUGAACGUCAUGUGCAACAUCCCAGCCAUCUGCUGGAUCACUGCUGCAGUCCUGCAGGAUGCGAUGAAACUCCAGAAGGAAGUGAUUCUUCCAAAGACUCUCACUGAGCUGUUUAUAAAUCUACUUGCUCUUCAGACUAAAGAGAAGAGGAUCAGGGUUGUUGGAGCAAAACCAGAACCAUUCUUCAAUUCAAAAACCAUGAAGAUGAUCGAGUCUCUGGGGAAAUUAGCUUUUGAUCAGCUGCAGAAAGGAAACCAGAUUUUCUAUGAAUCAGACCUGGCAGAGUGUGGCAUCGAUAUCAGAGCAGCUUCAGUUUAUUCACAAACAUUCCCUCAGAUCUUCAGAGAGGAGAGAGGGCUGUACCAGGACAAGGUGUUCUGCUUCGUCCAUCUGAGUGUUCAGGAGUUUCUGGCUGCUCUUCAUGUCCAUCUGACCUUCAUUGAGUCUGGUGUAAAUCUUUUAGAUGAACAGUUGAAAUGCCCAUUGCCUGGAGACGCAAAAGAAAAGACUCCACUAAUACACCUGCACCAAACUGCUGUGGAUCAGGCCAUACAGAGUCCAAAUGGACACCUGGAUUUGUUCCUCAAAUUCCUCUUUGGACUGUCCGUGCCAACCUCUCAGACCUUCCUGAGUGGCCUGCAGACGAGAGGAAGCUCACAAUCCAACCAGGAAACGUUUCAAUAUGUUAAGAAGCUCUGAGAGAAUCUGCCUGCAGAGAAAAGCAUCAAUCUGAUCUACUGUCUGAAUGAACUGAACAAUCAUUCUCUGGUAGAGGAGGUUCAGAGAAACUGGAUUGCGGGAAGUCUGUCCACAGACAAACUGUCUCCGGCUCAGUGGUUGGCUCUGGUCUUCAUCUUACUGGCAUCUGAAAAAGAUCUGCAUGUUUUUGACUUGAAGAAAUUCUCAUCCUCAGAAGAAGCUCUUCUGUGGCUUCUCCCUGUGGUCAAAGCCUCCAAAACGGUCCCGCUGAAUGCCUGUAACCUCAAAGAGAGAAGCUGUGAAGCUCUGUCCUCCGUUCUCAGCUCUGAAUCUUCUAGUCUGAGAGCUAGAUUUAAGUAACAACAACCUGCAGGACGGAGGCAUAAAGCAGCUGUCUACUGGACUGAAGAGUCUGUUCUGCAAACUCGAGGUUCUCAGGCUUUCAGGUUGUCUGAUUGCAGAGGAAGGCUGUGCUUCUCUGGCCUCAGGUCUGAGCUCCAACCCCUCCUACCUGAGAGAGCUGGACCUGAGCUACAAUCACCCCAGAGACUCAGGAGUCAAACUUCUGUCUAGUGGAUUAGAGAAUCCAGACUGGAGGCUGGAAACUCUCCGAUUGGAUCAUCAAGGAGAACAGAGGUUAAAACCUGGACUUCAGAAGUAUUUCUGUGAACGUGAACUAGACACAAACUCUGUGAACAAAUACCUGAAACUGUCCAUAAGAUGACGCUGGUUAAAGCGAAGCAGCCGUAUUCGGAUCAUCCAGAAAGAUUCGACUUCUGGCAGCUGCUGUGUGGAAACGCCCUGACUGGUCGCUGUUACUGGGAGGUGGAGUGGAAAGGAGGAGUUCGCAUAGCCGUCAGUUACAGACGAAUCAGGAGGAAAGGAAAAAGGAAUGGCUGCAAGUUUUGAAAGAAUGAACUUUUCUGGAGGCUGAGCUGCUCUGAUGGUGGAUAUUCUAUCAGCCAUGGGAGGAACAGUCAGAUAUUCAUCCCGUCCUCGUCCGUGUCCCACAGAGUAGCGGUGUAUCUGCACUGUUCGGCCGGCAUCCUGUCCUUCUACAGGGUCUCAUCCGACACACAGCUCCAUCUCUACACCUUCAGCACCACCUUCACUGAGCCACUUUAUGCUGGCUUUGGGUUCAGCUCAUAUGACUCCUCAGUGUCUCUGUGUUCUCCAUAGUAAACAUGGCAGCUAGUUGACAAAACUUCAGUGUGCAGUUUGUAAUAUUUAACAAAUAAGUAGAAGUAGAAUAAAAAUUGCUGAACCAAAAAUGAGAUUAUUCUGGCUAUGGGCUAAUCUAAAUAUUUAGUUUGAAGCUAAGUAUUUAAGUAGGAAACAAAAUAUUUAGAUUCA
Messenger RNA from Poecilia reticulata (guppy), 3388 nucleotides. Lineage: Eukaryota; Metazoa; Chordata; Actinopteri; Cyprinodontiformes; Poeciliidae. The record is from RefSeq and is a predicted model, not a curated record.